Molecule: messenger RNA, 631 nt
Organism: Amoebophrya sp. A120
Lineage: Eukaryota; Dinophyceae; Syndiniales; Amoebophryaceae
Source: the annotation of a GenBank genome assembly
GGUCCCUCUCCGGUGUCGAUCGUUACGACGCCUUCGGGGGCUGAUCUCGUCACCAGUGCCUGGGGCCCUGGGCCACUUGCUUACGGCCACCAUUGCCCUGGAGCCCGGACAGGGCUUGGGCAGCUCUUUCAAAGUCUGAAGCGGCGCAAUAUUACGAGGGAGAAGUACGUUCGUGAUAACCGUUCGCAGGACCUCCACAUCCUUCUUCAUCCACCUUCAGCACCGGGUUCAGAAAUAGGGGCUGCUGUCAACAAUUUCCACCACUUCUCGACGAAGGCUACCACGACACAUAACGAAGAUCGUCAUGAUUCAAAAAUCACGCCUGUCGCCGCGUCAUGUGUACCUGUGCCGAGCUUUUUUUUCUACCACCCGCGUGUUGGGAGAUGAAGUAUAGGCAAUGCAGUUUACUAUACUCCUUGGACGUUUUCAUUUUGUAUGUAUACUCAUAAUAAUUCUUCAAAUUUGGUUGCGCUCCGGCUCCCCAAGCUGCACGAGGAUUGAUUAUGAGUAAAACAAAAUGAUGACCCGCGUUUGAUGUCGCGCCUUUGGUUCUUGGACGCUUUUUGCCUAACGCAGCAACUGCUCGUAACUUUUUUGCAACUUUUGCAAGACGUGAUGGAUGAAUAUUGAC